AGUUUUCAUCAGAAGAGUUCCAGAACAUCAGCAAAAUAUACGUGUAAGUUUUUUUUCCUCCAGAAAAACUGGAUUUUUCUCCGUUUCUUUCGGAUGUUCCGCGAUCCGCUGUAAGUGUGCGGUCCGAGUGAUCCAAGGACAAGUGGCAACUCCGCCCGGAUAGCUAGUUUGAAAAGCGGCCCGCGAACAAAUUCGAAAGGCCAAAAAGUACCGUAAAAAGUGGGUGGAGAAGAAGAACAAGAGCCGUCGCGAAACGCCCGCGGGAAGAAGAUUCUCCAGAACGAUGAUAAGUUCGGCGAGCAACAUUGAGUUGUUGGACGGUUCCGACACCGAGGACAGCAAGAUUCUCAAGUGGAACCUGCCGCUGAAAGAGCUGUUCCGGAUGGCUUGUAGCUUCUAUAAGGAAAAGUCCGGCAAGGCGAUUCACCUGAGCUACGAGGACAACCUGAAGCUGGUGGCAUUUACGCAGCAGGCUGCCCAUGGUCCGUUAGAUUUGGUCAAGGCUCCACCGCUCGGAAUGUUCGACGUAAUUGGGAAGGACAGACGCAUUGCGUGGCAACAUCUCGGAACCAUUACGAAGCUGCAGGCCAUGGAGGGCUUCAUUGACCUGCUGGAUCGACUCUGUCCACUGUUCAAGCCGUACGUGGAAGCGAUCAAGAAGGAUCGCGAGGAAAAACUGCGACAAGCCCAGCUGGAAGAGGCUCGACAGCGCGAACAAUUGGAGAGCGAAAAAGAGCAAAUGGCCGAACAGAAACGCAUCGAGGACGAGAAGAACCGCGAGGAGCUGCAACGACGCCAGCUGCAGGACGCACUCAACCAGCAAACCUAUCACCAGUUUAAGGAGUACGCCGAGAAGCAGUUCCCGGGCAAUCCGGAACAGCAAGCCAUCCUGAUUCGGCAGUUGCAAACCGAACACUAUCACCAGUACAUGCAGCAGCUGCAGGCUCAGGUCGCCAGUAACUAUUCGCACCAGAUGAGGACGGCACCGGACGCACAAGAAGAGCUCAACGGAACGGAUCAGCAGCAGCUGCUGCAGGUUGGCCAGCAAACGGAUCUGGUUGUGAGCGCCAAAGAGAGCAGUCAGCUCGAGUACAAAGAGCAGUGCGAAAGUGACGACGAGUCGGGAGAGUACGCAGUCAUCAGCCCGGCCAACAUGUGGACAAAGCCGGACAUCAAGCUGUUCAAACAGGAAGUGACCUCCGGCAAGGGCGACGGCGUGAUUCGGGUUGGCCACGGCGACACUGUAACGGUUCGCGUUCCCACGCACGAGGGCGGUUCCUGCCUGUUUUGGGAGUUUGCCACCGACAGCUACGACAUCGGGUUCGGCGUGUACUUUGAGUGGGGCAAACCGCCGACGACGGAAGUUUCGGUGCACAUCAGCGAGAGCGACGAGGACGACGACACGCUGGAGGACGAUGAUUCCGUGGCCUGUGUGGACGACCUCGAGUGUGGUGGGCAGCAGGGCCAGCAGCAGCAGCCCAAACAGUACAGCAGCGGGGCCAGCAGCUCGCUCGCGAACCGGAACCCGAUCUCGAUCAUCGUUCCCAUCUACCGGCGCGAGUGCCAAACCGAGGUUUACGCCGGUUCGCACGCCUACCCGGGCGAGGGAACGUACCUGCUCAAGUUUGACAACAGCUACAGCCUGUGGCGCUCCAAGACGCUCUACUACAAGGUGUUUUACACGCGAUAAUCAGCACAGGAACGUUCCUUUUCGUUAUUUUUUAAGGUUUUUUUUUGGGUUCGUCACUCCGCGACGUCGUUCGAAUCCGUUUCGAAGUGGUGAGGCGAAGAGCACCAGGUUUUAGUUACAGUGAGAAAGAAUGACGCCCCCUUUUUGUAACAACUAUCGAACUGUACCUUUGACAGAAACAGACACACACACACUUUUUGCACACAAAGUCACAAUGUGAAAAAGUAGCUAAUUUAUUGAGAGGCGUAAAAAGAAGCAACAGUUGUUUGUUAGUUGAAUAGAUUUUAAUCUUAGGCUCGUAUCUUUAGAGAGAAAUAAAUUAACAGAAGGACAUUUUCGGAACAGUUCGGAACCAACCUUUUGGUUUGCGUGAGAAUUUUUAUGUCAAGGUGCAUGCUCUAGAGAAAACAUAAAAUAAAAUAUCGCUCUAUUUAUAGAUGUAACCAUUUUGAGAAGAUGAUCGAAUAACCGAACCCCAACCAAAAAAAGAAAUCAUAAUCGUUCUCUAAACAGACAAGGAGCAACAACAAACACAAAUAAAAAAAAAAAACAGUUUCAUGUAAAUGGUCAAACCCCUGAGAAAAGA
Messenger RNA from Culex pipiens pallens (northern house mosquito), 2276 nucleotides. RefSeq names its product Golgi resident protein GCP60. The record is from RefSeq and is a predicted model, not a curated record. Gene Ontology annotation, molecular function: fatty-acyl-CoA binding. NCBI's taxonomy places the organism in Eukaryota, Metazoa, Arthropoda, Insecta, Diptera, Culicidae. The transcript has 5 exons. Bases 284 to 1690 code for a protein of 468 amino acids. Gene Ontology annotation, cellular component: Golgi membrane.